Molecule: messenger RNA, 1008 nt
Organism: Dendronephthya gigantea
Lineage: Eukaryota; Metazoa; Cnidaria; Anthozoa; Malacalcyonacea; Nephtheidae
Exons: 2
Coding region: 1-1008 (335 amino acids)
Biological process (GO): beta-D-galactose catabolic process via UDP-galactose, Leloir pathway
Cellular component (GO): cytosol
Molecular function (GO): UDP-glucose 4-epimerase activity
Source: RefSeq, a predicted model, not a curated record
AUGUAUUUAUCGCUCGGGACCAGGAAUGUGUUGAGCGCACAAUCCGGGCAAAACGCGAGCAGCGUUGUUCUUGUUCUUGGGGGAAAUGGCUUUAUUGGCAGCUCGCUGGUGGCAAAGUUGCUCUUGAUGGACGGAUACAAGGUGACGACUUUGAAUCGAGGACGCCAUUAUUUCGACUCUGGGUCCCGGAUUGACACGCAUGAUAUUUUACAGAUAUUACGGGGACGAUUUGAACGCUAUAUUUACAUAAGCUCGGACUCUGUGUACGAAGUGUGCAUAAAGAAUCCCCACGGGGGACCUAGCCGGGAGGAAGAUGCCAUUAGACCACGCGACCCGCGUGAACGACACGAAAUAAAUAUGGCAGAUUACUACAGCCACCAGAAACUAGGCUGCGAAGAGGUUCUUCAAAAUGAACGAAAGUUGAAUGGCAUAAACUACGUCAGCCUUCGCCUGCCUUACGUCAUUGGGCCACGUGACACGACAGACCGGUUUUGGAAUUAUCAAAUCUGGUUAUUGACGCACCAACUGGAUGGGUCUUUGGGUCCGGUACACUUAAAUCCAAACAUAAAUAAACUUCUCAACUUUGUCUAUUCGGAAGAUGUCUCAGAUUUGAUUGCGAAGCUUUUAGAAGUUGAACUGGAUGUUUAUAACGAGGCAUAUAAUGUAGCAUUUAAACCGGUCACCCUUGAGAGAUUCCUCGGUAUAAUGGCGGGAUCUUUAGGAGUAGAUGUGGUCUUCAAUAGGACAGAUGAAGCGAAUUUACACUGGUAUCCACCGAUGACCCAUGGCUCCACGAGUACAGCUAAAGUCAUACAGAAAUUAAACUGGAAGCCCUCUUCUCUUGAGACGGCUAUAAGAAGUUCGUGCGAGUUUUAUCAGAGGGCAAUGUCCGUUUGGAAAUAUAAAAUUCGACGCGACCGUAUACUACAAAGAUAUCUACCAAAUAAGGUGCUAAGAGAAAGGUUCUUGAAAGACCAAUUGAACGAUGUUUCUCGAGAAGAACUUUGA